This is a messenger RNA of Peromyscus leucopus (white-footed mouse), 1216 nucleotides long. RefSeq names its product small cell adhesion glycoprotein (gene Smagp). The transcript is spliced from 4 exons. Bases 436 to 732 code for a protein of 98 amino acids. Lineage: Eukaryota; Metazoa; Chordata; Mammalia; Rodentia; Cricetidae. The record is from RefSeq and is a predicted model, not a curated record.
CGGCCGCUAAGCGCAGCACGGAUGAAUAUUUAAAUGAAGACGCUUGCCCUGGGCUAGAACCAGGGUUGUGAAAUGGCUUGACGGGAAUGACCACUUUCAGUCCCCAUUUCAGGGAUGAGGAAGCCGGACGAUCGAGGUGUUCAGGAAUUUGCCCACAGCCACUCAGCUGGCAAGCGGCUGCGCUGGGGCUUUUAAUCCUUGCCCAGACCUGGGCCACACCUCUCGCCCUCUCGGCGCUCCGCGGCCUCCCACGAAGGUCGCACGCGGAAGGCGCAGGUGGGGCCUGGCUGCUCGCCCCGCUGGGCUCGCCCGCGCGCCUGGGCCCCGGGAGGCGCUCCCGGGAAGCCACCCUGCAGUCGGGGACACCGGCGGAUCCGCGCGGGGGGACCUGCCACCGCAGAUCUGACCCUGCGACAUACUCUCCCCUGGGCAGCGAUGACCAGCCUACCGGCUACGCCUUCUCCUGGAGAACUGAUGACCACGCCAGUCCUCCAGGCCCAUGAAACCCUGUCCCCACAAGCUGAAGAGGCCAGCACAGCACUCAUUGCAGUCGUUAUCACCGUGGUGUUCCUCACCCUGCUCUCGGUGGUGACCUUGAUCUUCUUCUACCUGUACAAGAACAAGGGCAGCUACGUCACCUACGAGCCUGCAGAAGGCGGUGAGCCCAGCGCCGUCCUCCAGAUGGAGAGUGAGUCAGCCAAGGGCAGAGAGAAGGAAGAGUACUUCAUCUAAUGGUUCCCAGCACUAACACACUGACUCUGUAAAAAGCCAGUGAGUAGCAUGAAGUGAGAUGGCAAAUCCAGUCACCUCCCUGGACACAGCCCCCAACACCAGCAUCACUGACUCCAGGGUCCAGGGACAUGGAGAAAGCUGCUUAGGACACCCAUAGCUGGACCUUGAUAAGGACAGUGCUCACAACUGGCCAACAACGCGAGGUCAUGCCUGCGUUGGGAGAUGUAGUGGGAGGUCACAGGCUGGUCCACUUUGUCCCCUCCUGGUUGCCUAGUGAUAGCCUCAGUGUAGCUUCCUGGAGGCUAGACACCACAGGAAGGGACGGGGCAGGAGGGGUGGGCUUCUGAAUGUUACUCCUUUGGUCUGAGCCCUGCCAUUUCCCCCAACAGCCUCAAACUUACUGUUUUUUUAAUCCAGAUUAAACUUAUUAUGAAAGUCAGAUUUUCAUUUACAAGAACUAAAUUUUGACUUGUUUUUGCUUAAA